Molecule: messenger RNA, 2331 nt
Organism: Coniosporium apollinis CBS 100218
Lineage: Eukaryota; Fungi; Ascomycota; Dothideomycetes
Exons: 1
Coding region: 1-2331 (776 amino acids)
Biological process (GO): exocytosis; exocyst localization
Cellular component (GO): exocyst
Molecular function (GO): SNARE binding
Source: RefSeq, a predicted model, not a curated record
AUGAACCAUGACACCCCCACCCGGCUCAACCUCUCCGAGCUCCUGCGACACCCGGAAGACCUCGACAAGCUCCACGCCCUCAAAUCCGAAUUCACGCGCAAAAAGGCCGCCGUAGACGCCCAGCUCCGCCAUGGCCUGCAAUCCCAGCUCGCCAUCACCUCGGCAGGCAUGACCAGCCUCUCCGACGGCCAGCGCACCGUCAACCAGAUCAAGGACGAGAUGAUGAAGAUCGACAAGCUGUGCGCGGAGGCGCAGAACAUGAUCAGGGAAUUCCCGGACAUCAACCGGGUCAGCCAGAUUCAUCGGAACUUCGAGGCGGUGCUGAAGAUGAAGGGGGAUAUUGAGGGGUUUGAGGAGAGGUUGGGGGAGCUGGAGGGGUUAUUAAGGCUGGACGAUGAGGAGAUGGGCGAGGAUCGCAUGGGUGAUCAGCCGAAUCUGUUGGCGGUGCAUUAUGGCUUGACGCAGCUGAGGGAUGUUAGGGACGCGGCUAUGGACCAGGUCAAGAGCGCGGGCGGCAGGGAUGGAGAGGAGGCGCUCGAGUUGAUCAACAAUUUGAGGCUUGAGACGGGGCGGACGCUGCAGGAUUACUUUGGGAAGCUGGACGAGGUGAUUGAGUGGUUUGAUGAACACGUUGGUGAGGCCUGCACGCGGCUUAUAGACCAUGUGGUAAACGGAAACCAUGGGCUCGUGGUCCGGCUGGCUUUGGUCAUAGAAGAAGAGGAGAAGAGCGACAAGAAGGUGCAGGCGCUGCAGGACGCGCAGAAAGAGUUCAAGGACCUCGCCUCGAGGUUCAAAUCGAUUGCAGCUGGGCCGAAAGAGCGGAGAGGAUACAAGGAGAAGUUCUUGAAGGCCAUCGAGGCCAGCACAGCCGUACAGAUUGAACUCUCCAACGAGCGGUUCUUGGAUGACCCAGAGAAGCUCGAGAAGAGCGUGCGCUGGUACUUCAACGACCUCAACACCGUCAAGGUCGGCAUGGUCAGCCUCAUGCCACGCAAGUGGAGGAUCUUCAAGACGUAUGUUGGCAUCUACCAUAGACUCAUGCACGAUUGGCUCGUCUCCCGCAUCGACGACAAGGAUCUCACCCCAAUCCACACGCUCGCCAUCAUCCACUGGGAAGAGAAAUACUACACCAAGAUGCAGAAGCUCGAGGUUCCCCUCGACUGGCUUCAACCACAUCUCAUCGACGACCGUGGCCCAGAACUAGUCCGCGAGUACCGCCAACUCAUCGUCCGCGCAGUUGAAGAAUGGAUGGAGCGAAUGGACUCCGCGGACCGCCAAAGCUUCCUCACCCGCCCCGAAGGCGCUCUCGACACCGACGGCAGCGGCCACUUCCGCACCAAGACCAUGGCAGACAUGUGGAUCAUGCUGCGCGAGCAGUUGGCUGUAGCCUCCAACAGCCAACGCACCGACGUCGCCGAGGGGGUCAUCGACGCCAUGUUCCGCUCUCUCGGCUCGCGGCAGCGCAUGUGGGAGAGCCUGAUCGACGGCGAAUUGGCGCGCUUCUCUGCGCCAAACUCCGACACAGAAGGCGUGCAGCCGUUGCAAGACUGGCUCGUGGCCAUCGCGAACGACCAGAUCGCGUGCAUCGACGACGGCGACGAGAGCGCUGCCGCCGACCCCUCCUCCCCACAAAUCCUCAGCUACCUCUCCAAGUUCUCGCGCGACAUCACCCCCCUCGUCUCCGCCCAGUACAUCCCCACCGCGACUUCGCAGACCGACGCCCUCCGCGACGGCUACGUCGACCUCGGCACCCACAGCAUCAGCGUCUUCGCCGCGCUCGUCUUCGCCUGCGACUUCCGCUCCAUCCUCCCCGAGUUCUUCACCCCGGCCUGGUAUGCCGCGAACCGCAUGGGCCAGAUCUGCAGCACGUUCCGCGACUACCUGGACGACUACGCGGCGGUACUGCACCCGUCGCUGCACUCUGUGCUGGUGGAGGAGUUCAGCGACGCGCUGCUCGUUGCCUAUCUCUCUGCUGUGAAAAAUAAGGGCGCAAAGUUCCGGAGACAGGACCCGUUCACGGAGAAGAUCCGCGAGGAUGUGGUCGCGGUGUUUGGCUUUUUUGAGCGGUUCGAGGCGUUUGACGAGAUCAAGCGGAAGUGGCGGGCGGUGGAUGGGUUGGUCAAGUUGCUGGAGGCGGACAAGGGGGAGGUUGCUAAUGUAUUUGAGAGGGUGAGAGAGGAGUGGUGGGAUGUGGGGUUAGGUUGGGUGGAGGCGGUGCUUAGGGCUAGGGAUGACUUUGAGAGAGGUAUGCUGAGGGCUGUGAAGGAGAGGGCGGCGGCGAUGGAGGUCCAGAGGGGUCCAGAGACGAUCAUGGGGAAGGUGAGGGUGUAA